UUGGUGAGAAAUAAAGUUAUAGUUAAUAAUAAUAUGGUGUUGGUUGGAGUAGUAAGAAAAAGAGGGAAAGAAAAGAAGAGUGUUGUUGGGUUGAGGUAAAGAAGAAGAAGAAGAUGAAGACGAAGAUGAAGAUGGUGCAAGAGGAAGCGGAGGAGGUGGGAUUGGGAAUGAGCAGAGGGAUGAUGGUUCAGUGCAAUGUGAAUAACAAAAACCAUAGCCAUAGCCAUAACCAUAACCAUAGCCACAGUCAUAGCCAUAGCCAUAGCAAUAACCAUAAUCACAACAAUGUGUGCAACUGCAAGCACUCUCCCUCGGCAACCUUGGACCUUCUCAUUCUGCUCCUCGUCCUCUUCUCAGGGGCCUUCCUCCUCUCCUCCUAUUUCUCAUACAUCUUCCAUUCCCUCUCCCUCCUCCUUCCCUCCCUCCCUCUCUCCUACCUCCUCCCCUUCUUCCUCUUUUUCGCCCUCUCCCUUGCCGCCGCCGACUUCUGCUGCGGCCCCCGAUCCCGCCGCUGUCAGCGCUCCGGAUGCAAGGGCCUCAAGAAGGCCAUGGAGUUCGAUUUGCAGAUUCACCGCUUCGGCUCCGCUCCCUCCCCUGAUGCCUCUGCUGAAAUUGACCGCUUGCCCUGGAAGGGCGGCACCGAGGCCAACCCCGAUUACGAGUGUCUCCGCUCUGAACUCCGCAAGAUGGCUCCUCCUAACGGACGCGCCCUCUUGCUCUUCCGGGCGCCCUGCGGCUGCCCCGUGGCCAAACUCGAGGCCUCCGGUCCCAAAAAGGGCAAACGCCAUAAGAGAUUUUUUAGUUCAGUUCACCUUCUCAGCCUCUGCCAUUGCGGAACAGUUCACUUUCUUUAGUAUCAUGUCUUUCUAUCUGGUCAUACCCCAUAGCACAGUUGCUUGCUCAGCCGUCUGACACUCACAUGCAGCUGUUUGUUGAUGCGCUGCCAUUUUGAUGCUAGAAGACUGCUGCUUUCCUUGCCUGGUUUGUUGGUGCCUCUUUUUAUUUUGUUAUAGUUUGGACUUUGUUCUCUGUUUAAGGGCUCUCUCUUUGUGCUGUAAUAAUCUGUUUUUGUGGUUGUUUCUGUGUUGUUUGAUGCUGUUUGGCUCUCUUUAGGGCCUGUUGUUUGGCUCCUGUCCGGAUGUUGCUAUCUGGUCCUCAAAUUCGUGUGUUUCUCAAUUAGAUUAGUGCUACGUCCAGUGACUCUGGAUCCUCAAGUGAGGGCCUGGUGUGAGGUGUUCUUUGUCUUUUUCAACAAGAGCAGUUUUUUUGUCGGGAAAACUUAUUAUAAGAAAUACAUGAUCUCCAUUUAUCAAGAUUUGGUUUCAUGGUACAAAUACUUUAUGAUCAUGUAGUCCAGAAUCAGUAGAAAUCCAUAAAAAUGUGUGCAGAGAUUCUGAACAAGCAGACUGUCAACUUGUCAUACUCUUAUGGAUAUCUGGUGAGUCACUAUUGUUGCUAUGCCACAUGCUAUGUGAUAUGGAAGAAGGCUUGGAGCAUGUUUUCAAAUUAUAUCCAUUUAAUUUAUGACCACCCUCGAGAUGACAGAUGAUGCCCCUUUGUCAUGUCUUAAUAGAAUAAUAACCAGUGAGUGUGGCUAGACUUAAUAGUGUUUGCAUGAGCUAUGUUCUUUAUGAUCUUCAUUAGAGUAAUGAUUCUGUCUGGAACCAAAUGCUGACAGCCCCUAAUAUUCAGUUUGGCUGAGGAUUUUAUUCAUUGUCUAAUUUGAGUUUCUGCUCAAGAGGCAAGACUGCAAAUUAGUUCAUGCUUCAUAUAUAAGUGGUGAAUCUUCAAAUUCAGUUUCUUCCUUGGUUGUGAAGUGCAUAGUCAUGGUGGUCCAGGAGUACAUUAUGUUUAACAUAUUUGUUGCGCAUAUUGUAAGCUUUCUUGUCUUACCCUUAUGGUUUUUACUCGAUGCUUUGUUUGGGAGAUUUAGUAGAUUAUGAAUCACAGCGAAAUAGAAAGCUGCUUCUAAAAUGUUCAUCUACCAAUGUAUUUACUUGGUUGUAUAUGUUGAAGUUGACAUUAUCAAAAGCUAGGAUGGUUGUAGCAUUUUU
Vigna angularis (adzuki bean) is the source of this 2054-nucleotide messenger RNA. RefSeq lists its product as uncharacterized. The transcript has 2 exons. The coding region runs from base 114 to 854 and encodes 246 amino acids. NCBI's taxonomy places the organism in Eukaryota, Viridiplantae, Streptophyta, Magnoliopsida, Fabales, Fabaceae. The record is from RefSeq and is a predicted model, not a curated record.